Molecule: messenger RNA, 807 nt
Organism: Tetranychus urticae (two-spotted spider mite)
Lineage: Eukaryota; Metazoa; Arthropoda; Arachnida; Trombidiformes; Tetranychidae
Source: RefSeq, a predicted model, not a curated record
UUUUAGAAUUUGUUCACUUGCAGAGUCCACUAGUCGUUUUUAGUUCACCGUCAAUUCACACAAUUUUACAUUAGUUUUUUCUUUGUUUUAUUAAUUGUUCAAUUAUAAAUCAUUCUUAUUCCCAAUUCCUUUAUUCUGAGUCAUAUUUUCUGGUAAUCGUCAUGGUAACCAAAAAGAAUCGUCUAUCUAAAAGAUAUAAUCCUUAUGCAAAAUCUAAAAAGGAAACUGUCAACAUGAGUGAACCCAUCAGCGAAGAGGAGAAAAAAGAAAAGGAAAGAUCACAAAUUUUAGCAGAAGGAUUUAAAUUACAUCGAGUAAGCUUGAAAGAUCCUGAAAGUAAAGAAGUUCUCUGGUCUACAAAAGAAGACUUGACAAAAACAAAAGAGGACUUUAAAGUUCAUUUAGAAAAAAAUAUCCAUGAAAGGACUGGUGAUAUUAUGAUGGAAAUAGUAUUCUCAUCUACUCAAGCCAUGGAGAAUUUCAAUUUGAAAAAGCGUCUCCUUUUCAAAAAUAAAUGUUUAGAAGAAUGGUUCAUUGAAUUUGGAGAAGUGAAAGAAAAGUCUGCCUAUACUUGGCAGAUCAUGUUAACCUCUUCACCUGAUGUCAUGAAUAUGCCUUUUGACGCUCUAAGUGGCCAACUGAUGAUCGAAAGCAAAUAUUGUGACCAAGAGCUUGAAUUUCAUAAAGGUCUUAUUAGAGUAUUUUAUGAUGGUUUUUCAACAUCCUGAGCUUUGUAUUAUCUAUUUUUUAUAUGAAAUUUGUAUAUGAUAAUUUGUACUUCCCAAUUAAAGUACUCAGAACCAAUAA